This is a messenger RNA of Symbiodinium pilosum, 5798 nucleotides long. The record is from the annotation of a GenBank genome assembly. Lineage: Eukaryota; Dinophyceae; Suessiales; Symbiodiniaceae.
AUGUCCCGGCAGGACUUCCUGCAAGAGAAGCGGCAGCACGUGACUGAAGGCAUUGUCCGCAUCCAGGAUGGUGGCUACGGAGAGGCCAAAGAACCGACUGUCUCCCCGGAGGCUGUUCACGCAUUGAUGGGCAAGGAGCUGACAACUGAGCAGCGAUUGAAGCUGAGCUCCACAGUCAUUGACACCGUGCUGCGAGGCGACGCUCCGCCGUUCGAGGAGCCUCGACGAAGCGAUGCCCCAGUGGCUUCCCCGACGGCCCCGGCUUUGGCGGCUCCAGAGCCCGAUGCACCCGAUGCGCCUGAGCCCAUCCCAAACGGAGACAGCCUGGCCCUGGCUCAGCUUCUACAGGAGGCCACUGUUUCAGAGACGGGAGGCGAUGAGGAUGCUGAGCUCUUGCAGCAGCCAUAUCGAGAGUCUCUGGACUACCUCAACGAUCAGUUCAGUCUCCUUGAGUGCGAGAUCCGGAUUGCAGAGCACAGGCGGCAGUCUACCAAGGAAGACGUUGGAGUCGAGGAGCCCUUCCUCCUCAGAUCCCGCAAAGUUAACGUCUUCGAGCAUGAAGCCAAGAGAAAGUUGGCCCUGGCGCGGAUCAGCCACCGGCUGAAACUCACUCGGGAAGCUGGCCUUGAAGUCCCACGCCUCGAGGCGCUGCACCAGAAGACCAAGCUUGAUGACUUCGAGAAAAAUGUCGUGGUGAUGCUUGUGGGCAACACUUUGUCGCCGAAGAUCCAGGCCACGCUCAAUGUGGGGGAGCGGCGCUUCCUUGCCAACGCACCUUUGCAGGUGAGGGUCAUCCUGGAAACUUUCUGCCGCGACUUCAAAGAAGAGGUCCAGAAGCGCGUUUACUUCUACAAGAGCAGUGGCAUCAUCCGAAUUGGUGCUGGGGCGAGGUCUGGUGACCUCACGUGCCACACAGUCCACAUUGACCGUCGCAUCCUGGACUUCGUUGUAGGUCUUGAUACAGAGAUUAACGAAGUUGUGGAGGGCAGCAACCUGUACAAGCCAUCUGCGACACUCCAGCAGCUUGUGCUGCCGGAGGACAUGAAGAGCAGCAUCCUCGCUUUGGUGGACAAUUUCGAGCAGUUCUGCAAGUACCGCAAGUCCUCUGGCCUCGAUGAUGUCAUUGCUCAUGGGUCUGGACUGGUCCUAAUGUUUUGCGGCCCAAGCGGCACUGGCAAGACUCUGAUGGUCAACGCUCUGGCUGCCCACCUGGACAAGCGCGUCCUGCUUGUGAACUUCAAGACCCUGUACAGUCACCACAGCGAGCCUGGCCUGGGCCCUGAUGAGGAUGGCUCCAAUGUUCUCAAGCUCUUUCGGGAAGCUGAAAUGAGCGAUGCAGUGCUCUUCUUUGAUGAGUGCGAGUCGCUUUUCUCGCAGCGUUCCGCAGGGGGCAAUUCUGAAAUGACAGCUUUGCUGACUGCUAUGGAGAGAUAUGAGGGCAUGAUUUUCCUGGCCACGAACCGGCCGUUCGACCUGGAUGAGGCCAUGUAUCGCCGGAUUACCUCAGUCUUCACGUUCAGCAAGCCAGACCACAUCCAGAGACUGGAGAUCUGGAAUCUUUACACGAAGACAGGAGUGCCGCUGGCUCCCGGGAUCGACUGGGAGAAGAUUGCCAUGAAGUUUGCGUUGACUGGUGGGUACAUCAAGAAUGCCAUUGUGAGCGCUCUUUUGCUGGCUAUCUCCCGCAACAACAUUGAGCCGCAGGUGACAGAGGAAGACAUCACAGGCGGUUGCAUCAUGCAGGUACGUGGCUCUCUUCAGAUGCAGAGCUUUGCCAAGCGACUGGUCCCGCGAGCAGGCCUGGACUCCUUGGUACUGACCCCUUCGCUGAAGCAGAAGUUGCUGGACAUAGUGGCUUUCGAAAAGGCGAGGCCGCUCCUGCUGGAGAACUGGGGCUUUGGUGAUAUUGGCAGUGAAGGCCCUGGCAAAGUGGAUGGCGUCACCAAGCCCGUGGUCACAACAGCACUCUUCUGGGGUGGCGCUGGCACCGGGAAGACGGCAGUGGCAGAGGCUUUGGGCUUUGAGUUUGGCCGGGCGCUGAAGGUGGUGAACUUCCCAGAGGUGACUUCAGAGCUGCGGAUGUCGAAGUCCAACGGGGCAAACUCUCUGGAGACCACGUUCGAGGAAGCAAAAGCUGCAGAUGCUGUGCUUGUGAUCGAGGGCAUCCGACCAGAGAACUUCCUUGAUGAUGCAGACAGUGGACUGGACACGACUUUUCAGCAGCUAGCGUUCCACAUCGAGCGCUUCUCCGGUGUGGUGCUGCUGCUGGUGACCUCCGAUGAUGUGUUCCGCUUGCAGCUCCUGCCGCAGGAAUUUGCCCGCCUGGUCAAGUUCUUGGUCGUCUUUGACCAUCCCAGUGCAGAGCAGCGUGUUGCGCUGUGGCGCUCAGCGCUGCCACCGCGUGUACCACUUUCAGGGGAGGUGGAUUUCGAGGAGCUGGGAGGGCGCUUCGACCUCAACGCAGACGCCAUCUCCUCGGCAGCCUUCCGUGCGGCAGCGGCAGCAGUGCUCCGUCAAGGAGAUCAGCGGCAGGUGAUGCGGGAGGACUUGGUUUCUGCUGCAGAGCUUGAACUUUCAUUGCUGGACAAGUCGAAGAGUGUUGUGAGCUCUCGGCCGUCCAUCGAAGAGUUCCUCCGAAAACACCGCUAUAGUGAUGCGAGCAGCUUCCACAGGGUGUAUUUGCUCAAGGAAGAGCGGGGAGGCUGCGAGCGACUCUGUUUGCAAGUGCAAGCCUCCGAGCUUGGUCGUCUCUUCAUUCCGAUCUUGACCUUGGACGGCGUGGAGGGAUCCUAUCCCGAAAUGUUUGACCAGCAUCCCAAGAACAUGGGGCUUUGCUUCAGCAUCGCUCCAAGUGGUCGUGAUGUGCUGCUCAUCGAGGCGCAGGACAGACUGAGCCAAGAGGAUCUAGAAGGCAGCAUGUACUGGAACGCCAGCGGCGGGGGAUGCAGCAUGCGGCCCGGCCAUAUCGCGAAACUUGAGCCCGUGGCACAGAAUGGGAUGGAGGAGUUCCUGCUAGACCUGACGGACUGGCUCAAGCGCUUCUCCGAGUAUUUCAAGGGAGACGAGGCGCACACACAGAUCCUAGAAAUGAAGGGUUAUUCCUCGAAUUUCUUGGUGCGCUGCUCGACACAGCAGCCCUCCAAUGUGCCGGUGAAAUCUGCGAAAGGAUCGCUGACUGUCUACUAUACAGUGGCAUUCUCAGCAUUGCCAGAAGUGCCCAUGGUGCCACGGCCCUCUGACCCUCGUGUGGGAUAUUUCACGAAUGCCAUCCUCGUAGGUGGGCCUCGGCAGGCGACGACGGUCCAGCACGUAAUUUCCAGGUGGGAUCUAACGAGGCACCAGCAGCUGAAGUACGUCAUUGACCGUGCGGUCCCAAAGCUGUACCAUGAGACGAUCAAAACGGGCGUCCAUGCAUGGAAUGCAGCGUUCGAGUUUGUGUUGGGCCGCGCGGUGCUUCACUGUGUUGCGCCGGAUGAUAGCGACUACCCAGAAGAGUACCAGCCAGGCGAUGGUCGGCAUAUCUCCAUUUUCAUGACGAAUCCCUCCACCAAGGGCUUGCUGGGUUAUGGGCCAAGCGCCUUUGAUUAUCGUAGCGGUGAGAUCCUAAUGGCAAGCGUUGUCCUCGGCUUGAAGUCGCACGUAAAAAUUCCAUCCGAUUUCUCGGAGUCUUUGUUCAAAUCGCCGGACAGCACCUGCUGCCAGCAACAGCUGCUAGAUGCAGAUGACCCUGAUGUGAUGAAGUAUCUGUUGGAGACUGUCGUGCACGAGGUAGGACACACCCUGGGCCUGCGACACAACUUCAUCGCGGCGGAGGAUGGGCACUCUUCAGUUAUGGACUACCCGGAUGAUCUAGACACAUCCGAUCCGUCAAAGCCUGUGUUUGGGGGGCACUUCCUCGGCGGACCCGGGCGAUAUGAUAAAUAUGCAAUCAGCUACGGUUACACGCCUCUGGAUACCGAAGUUCGGGGACAGCGUCAUUCCAAGCUGGAGCUGCUGGCAAAUGGCCAGUCGGUUGAGGAGGAGUUGUCAGCGGAGCCUCGGAACCCACUCUUCGCCUCUGAUGAUGACGUAGGUGGCCUGGACCCCCGUGUGCAGCAGCGUUUGGCUUCCGUCGAGCGCAUGGGUGUUGACAAAAUCCUUUGGGCGCUGCAGCGUCGCAAAACGCUGCUAGAACAUGUGCAAAGUUCACACGUGGAUUGCAAUCUGUACAGCCAGCGGGUGUUGAACACCUUGGAGAUUUGUGCCCGUGCCGUGCUGGCUGCGGGCGCUUACAUUGGGGGUGCCUUGGUGGACGCCCGGCGUAGUGGCGUUCAGCGCGUGGAAGCAGACGCAGCUCUGCGUUACGUCGCUGUCGUCUUGAACAUGUUGGUUGGCCCCGUCUUUCGCCUUGAUGGCCCGGAAAGCGACCGCCUGCUUGUCAGGCGGGAGGGCGAGUACGGCGUGGUGCGAACAAGUGUAUUGGAGCUCCACGGGCAGGCUUGCGAGAGCAUCCUGGGCCGAUUGCUUGACCCAAGCGUUCUAGCGCGCCAUGAGGGACAGCGCGAGACCGCCGUGGAGCCCAGGCCUCACAGUACGCUGGAGCUGCUGUCGGCACUGGCGUUUGGCAUGCCGAGUGGCUUUGACAUGGGACCUGCGAAGGAGUUGGACAAGGUGCCGGAUGGCCUGCUUUGGCCCCUGCGACAUGACUUCCGUUUGGAGGAGGGCCAAAGUGCAGCCGAGCUGCGCGCCGCCACAGAGGACCCUUUGGCAUGUCAGGCCCGCUUAGCGUUUGCUAAGUUGGUCAACCACCUCGCACGAGAUCCGGCGGUGCACGCCCUAGUCAGGUCGCAUGCCAUGGCCUUCGUCCUGAUUGUCCAAGAGUGCCUCCAGGGCCUGAAGGACCGGUCAGACCUGGGAACCUUGGUGCAGGCGCAUUGGGGCCUUCUGCUCGAGGCCUUGAAAGAGAAGCGUCGACAAGGCGAGAGCUCAGACGACGCAGAGCUCGUCGUGCUGAUGGGAAAAAUGUGUUUUCUCGUCCCCAUGCAGAAAGCUUUUGGAGCCAUGGGCAAGGAAGGGCACGGAAGCAGCAAGGCAAAGACACUGCAUUCCGGGAAGUUGUUUGGACCUGGCAUGAAGAGGUUUUUUGCUCGCGCUCAUGCCGAGAGUUUCUCAGACGACCUCAAGACUGGCACCAUUUCGAUCGCAAAGUCGAUUGUCAAUUCCGUAGAGCCGCUUCUGCUGACCUUCUGCGCAUCAGGGAAGUUUUUCGUGCCUGAGGCCGGCCUCAUGGGAGAUCCAGAGAAGAGGGCUACUCUGUCCGAGGCGGAGGAGAAGGACCCGGAUGCGGCACUGAAGGAGAUGGUCAUGGUGAUCGGCGACACAUACAUGUCGAAGCGCGACCUGUGGCAGCUUCAGCUGGCAAUGAUGCAGCAUAGGGGCCGCUUGAUUUAUCGCGGCUUCCGGCGGAAUUUCUGCGAGCACGAAAGGCUCGUCUCCUUCAAAGAUGGAAAGCCUGUUGCUUGCGGCAUGGUUGGUGUGAAGACGGACGUUGCUUUCAGGUCAUCCAGCACGCACAUGUUUUUACUCAUCGAAGUGAGUUCCGAGCUGUUUUCCUUCGGUCUUUUCGGGCGGUACUACUGGGAGGUGUUGCUGGAAUGCUUUGGCCAGUGCCUGGAACGGGCCUGCGCAGUGCCAUCCGGAAAGCGCAGCACCAGCCACUUCCUACGCAUCGUGCUCUUUGCUCGGGCGAAGGACGUGGGUAAAGCAGCAUGCAACACAAUUAGAAUUCUGAUGGCGAAGGAGGAGGAUGAUUUGCCAAG